GCAGUUGCUCCGGCGGCGCUCGGGGAGGGAGCCAGCAGCCUGGGGCCCAGGCCCGGGCCACCAUGGCGCUGCCUCCAGGCCCAGCCACCGUCCUGCACACACUGCUACUCCUGCCAGCCCUUCUGAGCUCAGGUUGGGGGGAGUUGGCGCCACAAAUAGAUGGUCAGACCUGGGCUGAGCGGGCACUUCGGGAGAAUGAACGCCACGCCUUCACCUGCCGAGUGGCAGGGGGGCUUGGCACCCCCAGAUUGGCCUGGUAUCUGGAUGGACAGCUGCAAGAGGCCAGCACCUCAAGACUGCUGAGUGUGGGUGGAGAGGCCUUCUCUGGAGGCACCAGCACCUUCACUGUCACUGCCCAGCGGGCCCAGCAUGAGCUCAACUGCUCCCUGCAGGACCCCAGCAGUGGCCGGUCAGCCAACGCCUCUGUCAUCCUCAAUGUGCAAUUCAAGCCAGAGAUUGCCCAAGUCGGCGCCAAGUACCAGGAAGCUCAGGGCCCAGGCCUCCUGGUUGUCCUGUUUGCCCUGGUGCGUGCCAACCCGCCUGCCAAUGUCACCUGGAUCGACCAGGAUGGGCCGGUGACUGUCAACACCUCUGACUUCCUGGUGCUGGAUGCACAGAACUACCCCUGGCUCACCAACCACACCGUGCAGCUGCAGCUUCGCAGCCUGGCGCACAACCUCUCGGUGGUGGCCACCAAUGACGUGGGUGUCACCAGUGCCUCGCUUCCAGCCCCAGGGCUCCUGGCUACCCGGGUAGAAGUGCCACUAGUGGGCAUUGUUGUGGCUGCUGGGCUUGCCCUGGGCACCCUCGUGGGGUUCAGCACUUUGGUGGCCUGCCUGGUCUGCAGGAAAGAGAAAAAGACCAAAGGCCCCUCCCGGCGCCCAUCUCUGAUAUCAAGUGACUCCAACAACCUGAAACUGAACAAUGUGCGCCUGCCACGGGAGAACAUGUCCCUCCCGUCCAACCUUCAGCUCAAUGACCUCACUCCAGAUUCCAGAGCAGUGAAGCCAGCAGACCGGCAGAUGGCUCAGAACAACAGCCGGCCAGAGCUUCUGGACCCGGAGCCUGGUGGCCUCCUUACCAGCCGAGGUUUCAUCCGCCUCCCAAUGCUGGGCUAUAUCUAUCGAGUGUCCAGUGUGAGCAGUGAUGAGAUCUGGCUCUGAGACAAGGGUGUUCUCUUGGCCUCCCGACACCCUCCCUUUCCUCCAAGGCAUCCUCUGCCUAGCUAUUUCGCCAACAGGAACAGGUCAUGCCACUGCCACUUUUGCAUGCCCUCCUAGCUGGGGUGCCCUCUGUCAUGCACAUGAUGCACUUCACUGGGCUCUAACCCACAGAGGGACAGGUAUCUUUGGCAAGGCUGCUAGUUGGACCUAAGCCCCUCAUGCUGACUCAGGGUGGGGCCUGCAUGUGAUGACUGGGCCCUUCCACAGGGAGCUCUUUGGCCAGGGGUAUUCAGAUGUCAUCCAGCAUCCCCGUGUGGCAUGGCCUGCUGUAUGCCCCACAAGGGCCCUGCAUGGAUUUUUCUCCUUCCUAUGCUAUGUACCCUCAGGUAAAAUUUAGGACCCUGCUAGCUGUGUAGAACCAAACUGUCCUUUGCACAGAAACCAACCCCUGGUCCAGGGGCACUGGCCAAGCACAAACGAGUCCUUUUUGCUGCAUACCUCUCUGCCCUUCUCUGUCCCUUCUGUCCCCACCCCCUCUUGGGAAUUCUAGGUUAUAUGUUGGACCUUCUGUACUUCUUCACUGGGCACUAGACUUUUCUAUUGGCCUGUGCCUCGCCCAGUAUUAGCACAAGUCAGGGAGGAAGAGGGAGGUGAUGAGUCCAGUAGCACCCAGGACGGCUUGUAGCUGUGCCUCAUUUUCAUACGGUGUUAGCACUUUAAGCACAUACCCUAGGGGAGGGUAUGAGUGAGGGGCACAGAGCCCUCUUUCUUUGUGGCUUCCCCAAGUUUGGCCUUCUGUGAUUCACUGUGAGUGUCCUGAGCUCUCGGGAUUGAUGGUUUCCCUCUCAGCUUGUCUCCUCCACCGUGGGACCCCAGCCCUGACCAAGCCCUGGUUGCCCCAUCAGCAGGAAGCUGCCCUUCCUGGAGGAUGGUCACCACAGGCACAUGAUUCAACAGUGCUGGAAGCUUUAGGGGGACAUGGAGAAAGGAGGAGACUACAUACCCCAAAAUGACCUAAGAACACUUUAAAACACAACAUGUAAAUGAUUGGAAAUGAAUAUAGUACAGAAUAUAUUUUUCCCUUGUUGAGAUAUUCUUUUGUAAUGUUUUUCAUGUUACCGCUUAGGACAGUGCUGAGCACACAGCAAGUUUAAUAAACUUGACUGAAUGAA
Molecule: messenger RNA, 2335 nt
Organism: Callithrix jacchus (white-tufted-ear marmoset)
Lineage: Eukaryota; Metazoa; Chordata; Mammalia; Primates; Cebidae
Gene: TMEM25
Product: transmembrane protein 25
Biological process (GO): negative regulation of excitatory postsynaptic potential
Source: RefSeq, a predicted model, not a curated record